Ictalurus punctatus (channel catfish) is the source of this 4570-nucleotide messenger RNA. RefSeq names its product contactin 5 (gene cntn5). Gene Ontology annotation, biological process: cell-cell adhesion; brain development. Gene Ontology annotation, molecular function: cell-cell adhesion mediator activity. The transcript is spliced from 24 exons. The record is from RefSeq and is a predicted model, not a curated record. Bases 521 to 3796 code for a protein of 1091 amino acids. NCBI's taxonomy places the organism in Eukaryota, Metazoa, Chordata, Actinopteri, Siluriformes, Ictaluridae.
AGGCGGGACACGCGCGUGCACCGUAGCUCUUGACUAUAUGCUCGCGCACACUAUAGCGGCUCUCAGACAGCACGAGCUCUUACUACGACCUGAACGGGUGCGCGUGCAUCUCUCUCGCUCCCCGUCUCUCUCUCGCGCGCUGUCAUUUUAACGUUCUAGCGACUUUAUACCGGGGAAGCGGAACGGGUGUGAGAUCAUCAUCCUCAUCAUCUUUAUCUCAGAGGAGGUAAAACCCCGCGGGCGGAGCUCGAGCGGCGGAAAUCACGCGCUAUGUGUCUGUUCGGGCGGUGAAGAUUCACGCGUUGAGAGUCUGUUUGCCUCCGCGCGCACUCCGGGAUCCGGGCUGGGACUUUCUCCUAAACACACACACACACACACACACACACACACACACACACACAACAACAACAACCCAGUCUGAGAAGGGGAGUGUGGGUGUCGUCUUUCCUCAGAGAUUCAGAGCAUCACUUUAAUGAAGACUCACUAACCGUGUUUCAAAAGGUGACCCUUCACAACAAGUAUGGGGUCACCAUGGAAACCACUUCUGUUGCUGUCAAUCAUCAGCUGCCUGACAGACUUUGCCAGAUCGGUGGCGGGCAGACCGGCGUCGUAUGCGGUCGUGUUGAGGAUGAAGCCGGACAGCUCCUCUUCCUCACUUCUGAACCCCAGGACGAGGCUGAGGCAGGACCACGGUUCUUUUGUCCAGGACUGGCCUCCAUUUGACAGACAGAGGCUGUCAGCUCUCAACUUUCAGGAGGAUGAUCACAGUGAAGAAAGUGAAGAAUUCGGGCCUGUCUUCAUCCAGGAGCCAGAUGACGCCAUCUUCUCUCUGGACUCUGAAGAUAAGAAAGUUAUAAUGAGCUGUGAAGCGAGAGGAAAUCCUGCUCCUACAUACAGUUGGCUGAUCAAUGGAACAGAUGUUGACGUUGAGGCUGACUCACACUACCGUUUGAUUGAUGGGAACUUGAUCAUAAUAAAUGCCAGCGAGGCCACCGAUUUCGGGAAGUACCAGUGCAGAGCCGAGAACAGCAUGGGAGCUGUCCUGAGCCGGGAAGCCUUCCUGCAGUUCGCCUAUCUCAGUGCUUUCAGUGGGCGAGCGAGAGGAGGUGUGUCUGUCAGAGAAGGUCAGGGAGUAGUGCUGAUGUGUAUGCCUCCUCCUCAUUCACCUGAGAUCAUCUACAGCUGGGUGUUCAAUGAGUUUCCAUCUUUUGUGGCUGAGGACAGCCGACGCUUCAUCUCGCAGCAGACGGGGAACCUGUACAUCUCCAAGGUACAGCCCUCGGAUGUGGGUAGCUACAUCUGCCUGGUAAAGAACACGGUGACCAACGCCCGGGUCCUGAGUCCUCCUACUCCACUGACACUCCGAACAGAUGGUGUAAUGGGGGAAUAUGAGCCCAAAAUUGAGGUGCACUUCCUUCCUACAGUCCUGGCUGCUAAAGGAGCGACGGUGCGACUCGAGUGUUUCGCUCUUGGGAACCCCGUUCCCACAAUCACAUGGAGGAAGAUCAACGGGAACAUUCCGAAAAAGGCUCGACUCCGCAAGUCUCAGGCCGUGCUGGAGAUUCCCAACAUCCAACUGGAUGAUGCGGGAAGUUACGAGUGUAAAGCAGACAAUUCCCGAGGAGGGACGGCCUUCAGGGGACACGUCCAGGUGUACACGGCGCCGCAGUGGAUCAGUCUGAUAAACGACUCUCAGUUGGACAGCGGUGAUCAUUUACACUGGGAGUGCAGAGCCACUGGCAAGCCACGCCCUUCUUACCGCUGGUUACGCAACGGAGAACCACUGAACACACAGAGCCGAGUGCAGAUGCUGAAUGGAGAGCUGAUGAUACAGAAAGUUCAGCCGGCCGACUCGGGGAUGUACCAGUGUGUAGCUGAGAACAAGUACGGAGCCAUCUACUCCAGCGCUGAGCUGAAAAUCCUGGCCUCAGCUCCCGUGUUCAGUUCUAACACAGCGACCGUCAUCGCCACGGUGAGUAAAGACGCGUCUCUGGAGUGCAGACCUCGAGCUUCACCCAAACCCAGGAUCACUUGGAGGAAAGGUGACAGAAAACUCCAGAGCAGUCGGAGAAUUGUGGUUCUGCGCAACAACACGCUGCAGAUCAUCAACGCGAGCCGUGCGGACGAGGGCAGCUACGUGUGUCGAGCUGAGAAUCAGUUCGGCUCGGCCGAGAUGACGAGCUCGCUGCUGGUGAAAGAGGCCAUGAGGGUGGAUCUGAGCCCGAGGCGUGUCGAGGUGACGGUGGGGGAGAGCGUGGUGCUCAGCUGUAAAGCCACACACGACCCCUCGCUCGACAUCUCCUUCCUCUGGCAGCUCAACAACCAGCCGCUGGACGCCCAACAGGACGACGACCAUUUCGAGUACAUCAGAACACAGUCUUCCACGAUGGAUCUGAUGAUCAGAAACAUUCUCCUGAAGCAUGCUGGGAAAUAUGGCUGCCGGGUUCAGACGAGUGCUGACACGGUCCUAGCUGAAGCUGAGCUGCUCGUCAGAGGUCCCCCAGGACCUCCUGGAGUGGUGAUCGUGGAAGAGAUCACAGACACAACAGCCACAUUGUCCUGGAGUCAUGGUGUAGACAAUCACAGUCCCAUCAGCACCUACAACCUGCAGGCUCGCAGCCCGUUCUCCUUGGGCUGGCAGACAGUCAAGACAGAUCCAGACCCAGUGACUGGAGAUAUGGAGUCUGCCAUGGCCGUGGAGCUCAACCCCUGGGUGGAGUACGAGUUCCGGGUUGUGGCCACCAAUGCCAUUGGUACAGGUGACCCCAGUGCUCCAUCCAGGCUGGUCCGAACCAAAGAAGCAGUUCCAUCAGUUGCUCCAACCAACGUGAGCGGAGGGAACGGACGCCGGCACGAACUCGUCAUAUCCUGGGAGCCUGUUUCUGAAGAGUUCCAGAAUGGAGAUGGGUUCGGCUAUAUCGUGGCGUUUCGUGCCAAUGGAACACGAGCGUGGAAGGAAAAGAUGGUGACGUCAGCAGACUCCACCACCUAUAAGUACAGGGAUGAGACGUUCCCUCCUCUCACGCCGUUUGAGGUGAAGGUGGGUGUGUACAACAACAAAGGAGAUGGGCCCUUCAGCAAAGCAGUCACCGUGUUCUCCGCAGAAGGAGAGCCACGGGAAGCACCAUCUGAUGUGAAAGCAUCCGCCAUGUCCUCUUCUGAGGUCAAGGUCACGUGGAAAGCACCCAGCCCUGGGCCAGGAAGACCCCAGGGAUACGAGGUGAACUACUGGAGGGACUCGGAGCAGGAGGAGGCAGGGAAGAGAAAGAGGACGGUGGGAAAUGAGACGGUUGUGCUGAUUUCAGGACUGGAGGGGAACACGCAGUACCACAUCACAGUGAAGGGUUUCAACAGCAUUGGGCAGGGACCACCGAGCGCCUCCAUCCAGGCCAGCACCAAGAAAAACCCCCCGAGCCAUCCACCAGCCAAUGUGAUGUGGAUUCAGGAGGGGAAUAAUGUCUCCUUAUCCUGGGACCCAGUGAAGGCUCUGGACAACGAGUCGGAUGUUAUAGGCUACAGGGUAUUAUUACGUCAGGAGGGGCGUGGUCACAGUCAGGUCAUGAGGACCCCAAACACGGCUGCGGUCCUCACACUACCAGAAGGAGGAACUUAUAUUAUUGAAGUGUGUGCCAUCAGUGAAGGAGGCGAAGGAGCAGCCAGCUCUCAAAUCAGAGUGCUCACAUCCUCAGGUGUGAGGGCGAAAAGUCAGCAGCGUUCUGUGCAUUAUCUGCCGUCAGUCUUCGCAUGGACUCUUCUUCUCCUGACGGUCCUGAUGGUGCCUUCUGCCCCGUGGUGAGGCAUCUUCACCAUGUAACUCUGCCCCCUGUGUGGAGGGAAUGGACUCUCCCUACACCAUACAGACUGCCGUGUUGGCCUGAACCAUCUCCAGGACAUAGGGGUUGGCCAAAUGCAAGUGCUUCUUUAUUCAACCAGGAAUCCAUCCAUUUUUUUGCUACUGAUUCUGUUGCAGUUUUUCUUCUCAUUAUCAGUGUUGUAUUGUGCAUUGUGCAUAGAACGUCCUUAUAUUACACAAACUGCUGAACUUUUAUCAAAUCCAGCCUUCACUGAGAGCCGGGAACACUGAGGACUGAGACUCUUCAUCUGACACGUCUCCAUCCCUUUAACCCGUGGCUGCCUAAACAAGUGAAGCCAUUAAACUCAGCUUAGAUAAGUGCAUUGUUUCUUAUUCACACAUUAAGAAUGACAGCAAGAUGGAUGACAAGAAGUAGAAGAAAAGAAAAAACUAACAAAAACAACAACAGUGAAAUGUUUUUAUAGUGCCGAGUCUUUCCAGACUUCCUUUUUGUACAUCAUGUUAACUUAAAACUGGUGUGUGUGUGUGUGUGUGUGUGUGUGUGUGUGUGUGUGUCAGAGGGUUUUUUAUGUUGUGUUUUUGUCAGUUUAUGAUGCACAUGCGAGGCUGCUGAAGGUCUGGGUGGGUGUGGUCAAGGUAGUCUAGAGGGCAGGGUUUUACCUGUAGUGCCCAAACGCAUCAUUAGACAAACAGAAAGAAUCAAAGAAUCUGUGAUGUCAUGGUGAACGCUGAAAUAAAUGUGACGUAUAUUUUUCA